CUGUGCGAGAGGAAGAACCAACGUAGAAGAAGAAGACUGUGGGCGGCGGCGGCGGGAAACAUAAAUAUGAGCUCUACCUUUAUAUGAGUGAAAUACAUUUACUUUUAUUCUCCGGACUGUAAAAGCUACCCAACAUGGUUCAAGAGUUUCAUGUACUGAGAUGUUUUUCCUGUCAAACAUUUCAAGUACAGCAGGUGAAGAAGAGUAAGAAAUGGACUUGUAAAGUGUGCGGCGAGAAGCAGUCAUUGAUUAAGGAGUUUGGUCAAGGCAGCGCAGCUGACUGCAGGAGGCAUGUCCAGAAGCUGAAUGCUCUGCGAGGACAGAUGCUGGAGGUGAACAGUGAAGAGCUGCUGUCACAGCGGGAACCGGAUGAAAACGAAGAUGUUCUUGAAAGUCUGGAUCAGAAUCCUAAAUCAGAGCAGGAAGUGGAUCAAGUCAGCCGCUGGAGUAAAUACACUGAUCAAACAGCUGAGGGUCCAAAUGGACAUGAAAAUGAGGAAGAAGAGGAGAAUAUUUAUACAGAAAGACAGAGAUUCAGAAGCCAAGGAACCAGGAAAAGGAAGAAAAUCUCCCCUUCAAAGUCUCUUGAAAAUAACUGUGAGGAUGAGGAGUCAUGGACGGGUUGUUCUGGGUUUAAGAGACAGCCGUAUCUGCAUGACAGGAGGUUCAAUUCAUCGUGGAGUAAAGGAUCUGCUUCCACAUAUUCCUCCUGUGGCAGGUCAGGUGAUAUGGAGCCGUGCACUAGCACAAAUCUCCCAUCAUCCCGUCAGGCCGUUUGUUACCCUACAGCCUGCUCCAGUUCCACAUACACAGCGGAGAACUCUGGUGAAAAUAAACAGCAGUGUGACUCUUCAUAUAAGCCGCCAGCAGUUGAGGUAACCAAAGGUCUUCUCCUGCAAAGCAACAGUCCUUCCGUUUCUUCUCGUCAGAAGUUUGGUGAAUCGAAGAUUGGGAAUAAGGACUCCAAAUGGGAUAAAUUCCUCACAGUUGUCCCUGAUCAGCAGGACGAGGAAGAGUAUGACUAUGAAGGUCAUAAUUCUUCUAAUUACAGUGAUAACACAGUAGUGGCUUGUUUCACAGAAGCACUUAUAGACAUGGCUGUGGAUUCUGAAGAGUGCAGAUAUCCACUGGAUGGAAAGACAGACAGUGGUGCUCUGGGGAGGCAGAAGUCUGUAGGUGAUAUUUGUGUGGAUGGAAAUUUAUCCAGUCCAAACAUCAGUCACAGCUCAAAACCAGCCAGUUUUGAAAACGCUGUCUGUAAACAGCCUACACUGUUUAAGAUGCCAUGUUCAAGCCUUUCUAUAAACUCCCUGUUCUUUACUGAUGAAGACUUUGAUGACACAUUUUGA
Messenger RNA from Onychostoma macrolepis, 1349 nucleotides. It is a transcript of the gene mrnip, whose product is annotated as MRN complex interacting protein. The record is from RefSeq and is a predicted model, not a curated record. Gene Ontology annotation, cellular component: nucleus. Lineage: Eukaryota; Metazoa; Chordata; Actinopteri; Cypriniformes; Cyprinidae. The coding region runs from base 135 to 1349 and encodes 404 amino acids. Gene Ontology annotation, biological process: mitotic G2 DNA damage checkpoint signaling. The transcript has 7 exons. Gene Ontology annotation, molecular function: chromatin binding.